AUGCCUCCCGACACCCAUCAGAGACGCCGUGCGAGGCAGGCCUGCACGCACUGCAAUGCCCGCCGUGUCAAGUGCAACGUCACCGAGAAGGUUCCUUGCGACAACUGCGUCGCCGCCGGCACCGAGUGUCAGCUGAGGGUGUCGCGCCGCGGCAAGCACCCUCGAUAUCGUCCCGGCCAGGAGCCCAAGCAGACAUCCGCAUCGCAAUCGCAAUCCAAGUCACCGUCCCGAACAGCCGUCAAGUCCUCGACUCAAAUCCAACCACCACCACCACCAUCACCACCAGCGACAGCACCCGCGCAUCCGUCUUUGCCGCACCAACCCGCUCAACCUAUACCCGCUGUCGUCCCGCCGCGGUCAGACAACUUUGCGUUCACCGGCACCAGCGCCUCCCCAUCUGACGAACCUCCCAGCCUCUCCAAGAGCGAGUACACGUCCCCCAACGACGAAGAAAUGUCUCAGGCGUCCUUGGCUCUAGCGUCGCUUUCCCGCGGUAUACAGCGCGAUGUCAAGCCCGACAUCAAGCUCCAGGGCAGACAAGAAUUUGGCGCGUCCAUCUUUUGGGGCGAGUCGUCGUCCAUUCGCUACGUUGGCACCGACAACUUGGCAUCGGCCGUCGCAAAGCUUGAUUCGAUUCCCUACGAGGCUGGAGGAGGCAAAGACCGCCCUGACUACCCAGAUCCCCGUCUGGAGAACCUCAUCAAUAAGCCGGGCGGUCCGUUCACUCUUCCCCCCCGCCAUGCCACUGCAUCUCUUCUCAGGGCAUACUUCCAAUGGUUUCACCCAUUUUGCCCCAUUGUCGACGAGCAGGAUAUAUGGCAUCAGUUCGAGACUGGCUCGCUCUCUACGCUGCUACUGCAAUCUCUUCUACUGGUUGCUGCAUCCCAUUGCGAUGAUUCUGUCAUCACCGACGUUGCCUUUGGCAAUAGAAGUCAAGCCAAGCUCGCAUUUUAUACCCGCGCCGCGGAACUGUACGACGCAAAUACCGAGACCCAAAGCCUUGUCAUUAUCCAGAGCGUCAUUCUCCUCAGCUUCUGGCGCGGCCGCGCCGCCGAGGAAAAGGACACCAGGCACUGGCUCGGCAUCGCCAUCAGCAUUGCACAGCGCAGAGGUCUGCAUCGCUCACGAAAUCAGGGAAAGAUUGCACCAGAUGCUUGUGUACCUGACCGACAAAAGAAGCUUGCAAGAAGGCUUUGGUGGUCCGUCUACAUGCAUGAGAAGCAGUCAAGUGCUACCCUGGGCCUGCCACAGAGAGUGCGAGACGAGGACUGCGAUGGCGAGAGUUUAGAGGCUGCCGAUUUUGAGCAUGCGUUCUCCUCAAGCCGGCCGCAGGAAGAGAAAGCUGACGCCAUCGACUACACCAUGCGUAUAACGCAGCUUAGCACGUUUCUAGGCAAAGUCCUCGAAGUCGGAUAUUCGCCCAAGAGAACCUCCACGGAACCCGAGCGCACUGCGAUCCGGAAUGAGCUAGUCGAGUGGAAGCAAACACUCCCGGCUUCGUUGCGCAUCGACGAGGAUAUUGGGUCACAACCUAGCCUUCACGCCGCCAUGAUACACCUGGCCUACAAUAACGUUGUUGUCCUUCUUUAUCGGAACUGUUUCACCGAUUUGACUUUUGAUAAAGAAGGCCAGUAUGCCUUGCAAGCGGGCGCUCGCAAUGCACGCAUCGUGGAGGACAUGCUCCCGCGCGGCAUCCUCCGACACGCGCAAAUUCACGUCAUCACCAACAUCUCCAACACGCUCGUCCUCAACAUCAUGGAGCUGCGCUUCGCUAAGGGCAUGUCCCGGACCAGCGCCGAUCACCGCUCCAAGAUUUGCCUGCUGGGCCUGGCGGAGCUGCAGUCGACGUGGGAGUUUCGCAACUGGCUCCUGCAGCUCUUCAUCCGGCGCGUCGACGUGCCGGGCGGCGACCGCCGGCGCAUCGAGGAAACCGAGGCCCAGCAGCUGGCCAUCAAGACCGAGACGCCGCUGCAGGCCUCGUACGGCGCGGCCAUGUCGCGUGAGAACUCGGGCGGCGGCGGCCUGAUUGGCAACCUCGCGGAGCUGGAUUGCUUCGCGUUUAAUCUGAGCAAUGAGAUAAUGGACCCGAUGACGUGGCCGGUGGAUGAGAAGGAAAGAUUCUUGUUUUCGCAAAUAUACAACUCGAAUCCGUUUUGGUAG
This is a messenger RNA of Cordyceps fumosorosea ARSEF 2679, 2160 nucleotides long. RefSeq names its product Transcription factor. Gene Ontology annotation, molecular function: DNA binding; DNA-binding transcription factor activity, RNA polymerase II-specific; zinc ion binding. The record is from RefSeq and is a predicted model, not a curated record. Bases 1 to 2160 code for a protein of 719 amino acids. The transcript has a single exon. Gene Ontology annotation, biological process: regulation of DNA-templated transcription; DNA-templated transcription. Lineage: Eukaryota; Fungi; Ascomycota; Sordariomycetes; Hypocreales; Cordycipitaceae.